Molecule: messenger RNA, 5793 nt
Organism: Besnoitia besnoiti
Lineage: Eukaryota; Apicomplexa; Conoidasida; Eucoccidiorida; Sarcocystidae
Exons: 3
Coding region: 1-5793 (1930 amino acids)
Cellular component (GO): sarcolemma
Molecular function (GO): cAMP binding
Source: RefSeq, a predicted model, not a curated record
AUGGCGCACGCCUCCGUAUUCCGGCACUCUGCGUUGGCUUCGAGGGAACUCUCUGUGUCUGCUCGCAGUCGCCGGUCUCUCUCCACGCGUGGCGGGAGGUCCGCCGGCCCCUGCUUGGGGCCUCAUCCUCCGCUCUCGCUUUCGGCUGCGUCAACCUGCGUCGCGGGUCCUGGCCGCCCCCCCUCUUGUCUAUCCCGCUGCCGCGGUAGACCCUACUUGCAUGGGCUCCUGCCGCAUGCAUCCGCAACUUUCUCGCGCGCGCGUCCCUCCUCGACCUCACGCCCAACCGAUGGCGCGCUGUCAUCCCUGGGCGUGGAGCCCCAGAGUGGAGAGCUUCGCCAGACAUGCAGUUUGUCCAACACACGCGCCAGGCUUGCGCGUACGGCCGGCGCAGAGUCGCAGCCACGUUGGGCGGCUUCAGACGGCCUCUCACUCGUUCCGCAGGCGCCCCCCCCUGCCGACUUCCCCCCACUAGAGCCUCUGAGGCUGCCUGGGUCGUCGGCGUCGCGCUACGAGCGUGCUGCGCUGCCCUUUGCGCUCCCGCGUUCGCCUCUGCUUCCAAAGUAUCAGAAGCUCGCGUUCAGCUACAACGCGGCGCCUGGGGGGCAUGGGGCCAAAACCACGAAGAGAGGCCGCCACGCGCGAAGCGCAGCGUUGCUGGACUUGACAGGCGCGCGCGAAGGUUCGCGUGUCUGCGACCUCGACUCUGAUCCUGUCUGUUUUCGCCGCGGCAUCCGCGCGCGGCGUGUGUGCGGCUUCCAGGCGACGCCGCCUCGGCGUUCGCCAUUCCUCUGCACCGCGGCAGAGUCACACGGCCGGCUGGCGUUCUUCCGCGCCCCCAGGGGGGGGCCUGUCUCUUCCUGCUCGCCUAACCAAUCGUCAACCUCUGCGCCUGGGCUGCAAACGCUCGCGUCUGCUAACCCUGCACCCGUGGGGCUCCGGUGUGCCUCGUUAUCCCGAAUCGUCGCCCCCGCCUCGGCGUCCUCUUGCGCCGGUUCAUCUUCGUCGUUUUCAACUUUAGCCAAAUCUGCUGCUUGGUCCUCGAGGUCAGCUUCCAGUCCACGCGAGCAGGCGGCGGAUGCGCUGCGCCUGGCCGCACUCGCUGAGUCUCCGGCGGCAUCAUCCCCCCCUGCGCUGGCUAAUCAGCCGCGGCCGAGUUCCCCCCGCGCUGGUGGAGACGAAAAGUUGCGUUGCUCUUUCCAGAAUUCAAGCACAGGGGUCUCAUCCAGCCAGCCAGGUUCUUCAGACCCGCUCCGCGAAGCCACGACGCGCAAAGCAGUUUCUCCUAAGCGCUUGCUCUCUGCGGAGCGGGAGGAUACGCCGUCUUUGCCUUCUUCUCGCCCGGUGCAGAGCGUACCCCUAACGCCGGAGGCGAGCGCCGCAGAUGCUGAUUCCUCUCGGGAGAGCCCGCCGUCCGCACGCCCUUCCUACUUAGCCCCUUCGUCUUUCGGGGCUUCACCAGUUGUGCCUCAGUUUCCGACCGCUAUCGUCUCCUCGUACGGCCUCUCCGCCCCUUCGGCCGCGUUCCUUCCGGCGCCGGUCUCCUCGCCUGGCGGGCCUCCACGCCGUCUCAGCGCCGCGCGAGCGUCCCAGGCAGAAGGCGCUGCCGUGGGGGCUGCUGCAGCCGCUGCCUCGGCGCGCCGAAUGGUGCAAGUGUGCGAAAUUCUUCAGUGUGCGGAAGAGGUGGAUCGCAUCUUUGCGCAGGGCGCCGAGAAAGGCAGGGGCACGUGGUUUCGGGGGCGAAGAGAACGAGCUCCGUCGCGAAGUCUCUUGGGCGCGCGGAGGCCCCCUGCUGUGGAGGGAGACGCUUUCCUAUCGUAUGGCCACGCGAUGUGCGCCCAUCUUGCCCGGCGAGCCGCCGCGUCGCCAGCAGAGACGCCCGCUCCGGGCCCGCGUCCAGAACUGUGCAUGAACCACCAGUUUCCUAUUCUCGCGAACGAAGCAAUCAAGGGCUUGUUUUCGCGACUUUUUCAUCCGAAACAGACGUUUGCUCGAACGAGACGGAGGCCUGAUAAGUGGUUACACAAAGCGCGGACAGGGCGAGGCCUGCGAAGAGGGGCGCUGCCCGCGCUAUGGCGUCACCGCGUCGCGCUGGAGUCUCCGCGUCGUGCCGCUCACGCCGGCGAAGACGCAGCACGGCCGAGGCGGCGCGGCUGUCCGGCCUGCGACAAGGCCGUGCGCAGACCCAGCCGCAGCGGACGUCUCGAGCGCAGAGGUAGCCGAAGACGAAGCUCCCUCAGUCCUAGAGAACGCUGGCAGCGGCGUGCAGAUCAGGCCACUAUCGCCAUGUCGGCGUCCCCUGCGACCUACCCUGUCUGGUCGUUGUCUCUGCCCGAGGGCGUCUACAAAGGUCACCCGUGCCCGUCUUCUUUUCCAAUCGUCGUGCGCCUUGAGAGAAGACCGCAGGCGACGCCGACUGCCCCUGAGACCUACGGGAGAGCGCGGAGAAGGACGCGAAGACGGACUAAAAGUCCGCCAGAGACCGAAGGCGCCCUGGCGCGGCCGCCGUCGCCCUCCGGGCCCGCGGCGCGUGUCUUUGAGUCCGCCGAAGCACGCGUUGCAGAUUGGACUGCUGAAGAAGCUGCGGGCUUCACCCCGCUGCUGGUGCGCGUCACGUCCUCAACUCCGACGAGCACCCUCUGCCAUGCCGCUCUUGAGGGGAGCGAGAAUGAAAAAAGCGCAGAUGCUUCAUUAGCACAGCCGCGAGAUCUACGCGAGGAUGGACGCGGGGCAGAUGCGCCUGCGCCAGGCGAAACAGAUAGGACUGAAGGUGAAUUGGGCGCUGGAGAUCGAGUGAACGAUUCUUUGACCGACGGCGCUGUCGCGCGUUCUACGCCAGUGUCUGCACAGCAGGACAUGGAGGGGAAUAGGCUUCCUUCAUUGACCGGCGCACAGCGGCAGGACGUGGAAUGCCGUCCUGAUGACCUACACGUGGAGUGCCGCAAGAAUGCGGCGGUCGCGGAAGCGGGCGAGGCGUGGCGUGCGGAUGCCGCCGUAGCGGCAUCCCAGGGAGGUGAAUGCGCAGAUAUGCAAACGGACAGAGAAGGCCUGCCGGCGUCGCAGGGCAGCCCCGACGUAGCGGGCUGCCCUGCGACUGCCGCUCAGCGAAUUCGGGAUGCAAGGGGGCUGUCAUCCGAUUCUGCCUCCGAUGUGCUCAGCGCGUCGCGGGAACGACCGACCUCAGGAAUGCCCGCGGAUGUGGCGCGGGCCGCCGAUGCCGUUGACGUGCCGGUCAGUCUUGCGCAGGCGCCGUCCUUCCCUGCGACUCAACCGCCGGAAAUCGCGCCGGCGUUUCCUUUCGGCGCAGAUGACCCAACAAAGGCAGCGAAUGAAGGCCGCGACCGCGUCGGAACCGAGCGCGGAGGAAAGACGACGGAGGGGUCGUGUGCAGUAUCGCGCGGUAGGAAGCAAACGCAUGCGAGCUUGGCAUCGCCGUCUGCAGCUGCUGACAAGCGAGGUCCGCGGUCAGGCGACGAGCCCAUGUGGCCAACGUGGCGAGGCGGUUCGCUGCCCCAGCAACUUGAGAAUCUCUUCGUGGCUUCGGCUCAGUCGCUUCACGUGUGGUUGGCGGCCUUCCCUACGCUGCAGAGACUCUGCGACCGAGCCGGAAGAUGCUUUGCUUCUGUCCGCGCGCGCGUGGGUGAAUGGUGCUUCCAGAACGGGAAUGUGCUGAUCACCACUGGCUCUGUUUUGUCUCUGACAGGGACGGUAAUGGCGGAUAUGCGCCUGCUUCGCGGCUUCAACCUUCUCGCGGGUGUCUGCUUCUUCUCCUACAACUGCUCUCGAAGACCGCCUGUGAGGGAUGCGGCGACGUGGAAUAUCGUUUUCUUCUCCUUGAACUUCUUUAUGCUUUACCGGUACCUGACUGAGCACAAUGAAGUCGGCUUCACCAACGAGGAGCUCGACGUGUUUGAGAAGUACUUCCUUCCAGCUGGCCUGUCGCCGCGCCGCUUUCGAACGCUCCUAACAAUUGGUCAGUGGGAGACUCUGCCCGCAGGCACCGAAAUCACGCGGCCGGGGGAUCCCGUCACGACGCUUGUUUUUGUUGUGCGCGGCCGAGUCGAUGUCUUCCAGCACGGCGACCUCCUUGAGCGCUACGACGGCGGCGACCGGCACCCCGUCAUAGGCCUGGAGGCGUUUCUCUCGUACGUCUCGGCGCUGCGGCGGCUCGCGGCUCUGGGCGAAAGCAAGAAAUCCAAGCCCUCCGCGGGGACGGCGGGCGCCAGUGCCAGCGACUCGCUCUCCGCGGCUUCGCUGCUCCCCGCGGCCAGACGCGCUCAGACACUCGAGGGGGCAGGGCAGCUGGCGCCGCAGUGCGUCGGCCCUCCCGGGCUGCCAGCACAGAGCUGGAGAGCGCAGACUGGAUUCGACGGCUCCUCUGCAGUCGCCUUCGAUGCCGCGACGAACGCCGGAGUGGCGCUGGCCGCUGGUGCUGCGUGCAGCGCAGGAUCGCUUGGGCGCGGCAAAGGGGGCCUGGGCUCCGGGGGGACGCGGGUGGGGCGAGGCGGCGCAGGCCCAAGCAACGAGGCGCUCGAGUCCGCCGCGGCGACUGGCUUCGCGGUCGCGCCGGGAGACGGGCAAGACGAAAAGGAGGAUGAAGAGGAGGAGGACGGUCUAUUGUUGCCUCCGCUCAAGGCAGAGGUGGGUACGGUUCCAGAAUCUGGUGCGGCCGAGGCGGCGGCGGGCCCCACCUGCCACACGCUCCCGUCGUACGUCGACGAGGCUGCACUCGUCCCCGAGGAAGAAGAAGAUGACGAGGAGGAAGACGAAGCCAUUUGGUCGCGCUUGAUUCGCUCCGGACGGCGACGCAACGUUCGCGGGAUGCUGCGGGAAGAGGAGGAGGCGCGGUCGACACAGGAGAAGGAAAUCGCGGAGUCGCUCAAGUCUGGGCGCGCCUCGGACCGGCGCGCCGUGUGCAGCACAGACUGCGAUGUGCUUGUCUUCGAUAUCGAGACCGCUGCCCGAUUCAUUCUCGACGAUCCUGUGAAAAUUGGCUUCCCCGUCCUGCAAGGACUCGCGUCGGUCCUUGUCGAACGUUCCUACGCUGAGUCUUCGCGCCUGGCGAUCAGCAGCUACGAUUCCGUUCUAGCCGGCGUUUUGUCCGACGGCUCCGUACAAGCCGAAGAGCGGCAGUUCCUGGAGGAGUGGCGCACGCGGCGCGGCAUCAGCGAGGCGCAGCACGUCGAGGCUUUGCACCGCUUUGGCUGGUCGGCGGAGGAGUUUGAUAGGGGGGAGAGAGCCGGGUCAGACGUUGGCGUGACCACCAAAGUGGGGCGAGCUCUGUACUCCGUGGUAACCCUUGGCUUUUUGAGAAGCGGCGAGGACUCGGCGGUUCCUUCUGGAGAAGAGGCGAAUGACAAGAACCCGCAGGCUGCUCAGAGCCCCGAGGACGCGAGACAGGACGAACAGAUGAAGCAGGCCGCUGGCGCGUCUCCCGCGCAGGUCGGGCCACGUCUCGAGGCUGCGCCGCCCGUGGCAGAAAAAGGCGGAAAGGUGACAGAGGACGCGCAGGGCCUCAGCCGACCUGGGAGUCAAGUUGACAGAACUGCGCAGAUUCCCGGGGAGCUGGGUGGCCGUCCCAGCAGAUCUCGUGUCGGGCUGCCGGGGGAGAGAGACCAAGCACCGAGCGGAACGGCAAGUCUUCGCCUAGAGGGCUUGCAACGUGGCACUGACGGCGCCUCCGCAGACCGCGGGGCGCCCAUGCCUGACUGUCAGAAGAGCUCGACAGCAAAUACGGAAUCGCGCGUCCUGGAACGCCGCGCCAUAGGUGGUGUCGGUGGCUACACAGCGUGA